UGAUAGUCUGGAUGUGGCAAUUCAUGCUCAUUAGACUUCAAAGGUAGGAAGUGAAAGUUGUGAAAUGGUGGAUGACUUUCAUCAAUUCACAGCCAGGCAGCGGUUCCCAUUGAGCAGCUCCUCUGUGGUUCCACCCAGCCUUCCAACCAAUAACGCAGCUUCUCCUGCAGGAAACUCAUCGCUUGGGUCACCUGUUAGCCUUUGCUCUAAUGAGCCUUGAGAAAGGAUUGCUGGUCUUGGGACCAGAGGCUUUAUGGGGAGGGAAGAAUUGUUCUUGACUUUCAGUUUUUCGAGUGGGUUUCAAGGUAACAACUUUCUUAUUACCUAGCUUCAUAAUUGCAGUAAGGAAAUAGCUUUUUUGCUUGGAGCCGAGACGACUUUUUCAAGGGAGAAAAAGGGAUUUCUAUAACAAAGAGAGGGAGAGAGAGAUGAAGAGGGAGGGAGUAAGGGCGAGAGGGAAGAAGAGAGAAAGAGAGAGAGAUUUGAAUAUACAUUGCUUCAAGGAUACAAAAAAUUACAACCUGGAAAAGGCUUCAAGUAACUUUAGGAAAAUGAACUGCUGGACUCCUCAGUCAAUCUGUCCUUUCUAGUCAAUGAAAAAGACAGGGUUUGAGGUUCCUUCCGAAACGGGGCCGGCUAAUUUAGCCCCUCCCACGAGCCUAAGGGUCUGUUAUAUCUCUGUUUCCUUGAGUACCUCUCUCACGGAGACGGACCACAGCAAGCAGAGGCGGGGUGGGGGGAAAAACGAGGAAAGAGGAGGAAAACAAAAGCUGCUACUUAUGGAAGAUACAAAGGAGUCUAACGUGAAGACAUUUUGUUCCAAGAAUAUCCUAGCCAUCCUUGGCUUCUCCUCUAUCAUAGCUGUGAUAGCUUUGCUUGCUGUGGGACUGACUCAGAACAAAACAUUGCCAGAAAACAUUAAGUAUGGGAUUGUGCUGGAUGCGGGUUCUUCUCACACAAGUUUAUACAUCUAUAAGUGGCCAGCAGAAAAGGAGAAUGACACAGGGGUGGUGCAUCAAGUAGAAGAAUGCAGGGUUAAAGGUCCUGGAAUCUCAAAAUAUGUUCAGAAAGUAAAUGAAAUAGGCAUUUACCUGACUGAUUGCAUGGAAAGAGCUAGGGAAGUGAUUCCAAGGUCCCAGCACCAAGAGACACCCGUUUACCUGGGAGCCACGGCAGGCAUGCGGUUGCUCAGGAUGGAAAGUGAAGAGUUGGCAGACAGGGUUCUGGAUGUGGUGGAGAGGAGCCUCAGCAACUACCCCUUUGACUUCCAGGGUGCCAGGAUCAUUACUGGCCAAGAGGAAGGUGCCUAUGGCUGGAUUACUAUCAACUAUCUGCUGGGCAAAUUCAGUCAGAAAACGAGGUGGUUCAGCAUAGUCCCGUAUGAAACCAAUAAUCAGGAAACCUUUGGAGCUUUGGACCUUGGGGGAGCCUCUACACAAAUCACUUUUGUACCCCAAAACCAGACUACUGAGUCCCCAGAUAAUGCUCUGCAAUUUCGCCUCUAUGGCAAGGACUACAAUGUCUACACACAUAGCUUCUUGUGCUAUGGGAAGGAUCAGGCACUCUGGCAGAAACUGGCCAAGGACAUUCAGGUUGCAAGUAACGAAAUUCUCAGGGACCCAUGCUUUCAUCCCGGAUAUAAGAAGGUAGUGAACGUAAGUGACCUUUACAAGACCCCCUGCACCAAGAGAUUCGAGAUGACUCUUCCGUUCCAGCAGUUUGAGAUCCAGGGUAUUGGAAACUAUCAACAAUGCCAUCAAAGCAUCCUGGAGCUCUUCAACACCAGUUACUGCCCUUACUCCCAGUGUGCCUUCAAUGGGAUUUUCUUGCCACCGCUCCAGGGGGAUUUUGGGGCAUUUUCAGCUUUUUACUUUGUGAUGAAUUUUUUAAACUUGACAUCAGAGAAAUUCUCUCAGGAAAAGGUGACUGAGAUGAUGAAAAAGUUCUGCUCUCAGCCUUGGGAGGAGAUAAAAACAUCUUACGCUGGAGUAAAGGAGAAGUACCUGAGUGAAUACUGCUUUUCUGGUACCUACAUUCUCUCCCUCCUUCUGCAAGGCUAUCAUUUCACAGCUGAUUCCUGGGAGCACAUCCACUUCAUUGGCAAGAUCCAGGGCAGCGACGCCGGCUGGACUUUGGGCUACAUGCUGAACCUGACCAACAUGAUCCCAGCUGAGCAACCAUUGUCCACACCUCUCUCCCACUCCACCUAUGUCUUCCUCAUGGUUCUCUUCUCCCUGGUCCUUGUCAUAGUGGCCAUCAUAGGCUUGCUCAUCUUUCACAAGCCUUCGUAUUUCUGGAAAGAUAUGGUAUAGCAAGAGCAGCUGAAAUAUGCUGGCUGGAGUGAGGAAAAAAAUUGUCCAGGGAGCAUUUUCCUCCAUCGCAGUGUUCAAGGCCCUCCUUCCCUGUUUGCCAGGGCCAGUCUUGACCAGUGUGAAGCUUCCUUGGCUUUUACUGAAGCCUUUCUUUUGGAGGUAUUCAACAUCCUCUGCCUCAAGGACUUCCGGCAGACACUGUCUUUCAUGAGUUUUUCCCAGCUACCCCUUUCUCCUUUGUACUUUGUGCUUGUGUAGGUUUUAAAGACCUGACACCUUUCAUAAUCUUUGCUUUAUAAAAGAACAAUAUUGACUUUGUCUAGAAGAACUGAGAGUCCUGAGUCCUGUGAUGGGAGGCUGAGCUGGCUGAAAGAAGAAUCUCAGGAACUGGUUCAGUUGUACUCUUUAAGAACCCCUUUCUCUUUCCUGUUUGCCAUCCAUUGAGAAAGCCAUACAAUGUCUUUGGAGAAGGCAGACACACAUUCCACUCCCAGCCUGCCCUGUGGGUAGCAGAAUUUUCUACAGUAGGCAAAUAUGUGCUAAAGCCAAAGAGUUUUUUAAGAAAUAUAUGUGCUCAUGCAGUAAAUACAGUUCUCAAUCCCACCCAAAGCAGGGAUGUCAAUAAAUCACAUUCCUAGGUGAUACCCAAAUGCUACAGAGUGGAACACUCAGACCAGAGACUUGCAAAAAGCAGAUGUACAUAUAUACAUUCAAACAUCAGGGUUUACUAUGUGGUAGGUGGUAUAUACAUAUCACAAAGAAAAAUACGGUUACAACUCAGGGUCACAAAAGAUGCAUCUUCUAAUGCAUAUUUUUAUUAUGGUAAAAUAUACAUAAAUACAAUUCACCAUUUUAACAUUUAAUUCAUAUUAAAUACAUAUAAAUCAGUGACAUUUAGUACAUUCACAGUGUUGUGCCACCAUCACCACUAUUUAGUUCCAGAACAUUUGCAUCAACAAGAAAUUGUCUAGAGACAAGACUAUCCUGGGUAGGCAGAAACCAUAGAUCUUUCUGUUUACAGCUGUGGAAACCAACUGUACCAUAAAGAUAGUUCACUGAGUUUUAAAGCCAAGCCACAUCUUAUUUUUCCAAGGUUUAAUUUAGUGAGAGGGCAGCAUUAGUGUGGAGUGGCAUGCUUUUGCCCUAUCAUGGAAUUUACACAUCAGAAUGUGCAGGAACCAAGUCUGGAAGUGUUGCCACCCCUGUCACAAAACUUGGGCUUUGUUUGCUUAUUCCAUGAAGCAGCAGCUAUGGACUUUACCAUGGAAACAUGAAGAGACCCUCUACCCCUUUCCUUAAGGAUUGCUGCAAGAGUUACCUGUUGAGCAGGAUUGACUGGUGAUGUUUCAUUCCGACCUUGUCCCAAGCUCUCCAUCUCUAGAUCUGGGGACUGACUGUUGAGCUGAUGGGGAAAGAAAAGCUCUCACACAAACUAGAAGCCAAAUGUCCCUAUAUAGAGAUCAAGUCACUUUUGACAACAGCCAGCUGAAUAUAAAAACUUAAUAAAGCUGUGGAAAGGAACUCUUAAUCUUCUUUUCUGCUACUUACGUUAAAUUCACUAAAUCUUGAUUAGGAAUCAAAAUUCGAAUUGGGACAUGUUCAAAUUCUUUCUAGUGGUAGUUGCCUAUACUGUCAUCACUGCUGUUGGUUUAGCAUUUGUGGUGUACCACGCUGUGUGCUCAAGGGCAUUACAUUCAUCUUCUCAUUUAAUCCUUACAACAAUCCGAAGAAGGUAGGUGUUACCAUUCCCACUUCACAGAAACAGAAACUGAGGUUCAGAGAGGUUAAGUCAUUUGCCCAAAUGGCUGAGCCAAACCUGCCAUGCACCUAACCAUUAUUUUCUUUCUCAAACAUACCAGGCUGUCUCCUCAUAACAUCCAAGCACGCACUUAAAACUCCACAUGAAUACAGGGUUCAUGGGACAUCGUAUUCAUAGAAAGGGAGGCAGAAAGCUGGUCUGUUUCUGAUAGGCUUGUAAUUUAAUAUCAUUCUGCUCAUGUGCUUUGGAUGGAAGCACGUGUGGCAUAUGAUGCUAAUCAGUGGUUCCCAUACCCCUGGCUUCCUAAUUUUAAUGUUUGCUCACUGCACAGUAGAUUGACAUCAAAUAGUGGCUGCUGAUGAUGAAAAUAAAGGUCAAAUAAGUUAAGCCAAUAGCAGCUCCCUUUUUCCUUCUGUCUGCAUAUACAAAGCACUGUCAUGCACACAAUCUAUUCUGACCCUCUCACAACAACCCAUAAGGGUGUAAAUAGUAUUUCCAUUUUACAAAUGAGGGUCACACAGACUAUUACAUGGCAGAGCAGAUACUGCAACUCAUGUCAUCUGGUUGAAGCCUGUUGCUUUUUCUUUUCUAAACACUUUCCCUCAGCAAGUUGGAAUUAGACCUCACAAGUCUCCUUCAGAGAACACAAAUCUUUUGUUACUCCAUUCCUGUUUUGUUGCCUAGGUCCAGUCUCCCGCUCCCCAGAGACGCCAAAAAAAAAA
This is a messenger RNA of Piliocolobus tephrosceles (Ugandan red Colobus), 4793 nucleotides long. It is a transcript of the gene ENTPD1, whose product is annotated as ectonucleoside triphosphate diphosphohydrolase 1. NCBI's taxonomy places the organism in Eukaryota, Metazoa, Chordata, Mammalia, Primates, Cercopithecidae. Gene Ontology annotation, cellular component: plasma membrane. The transcript is spliced from 10 exons. The coding region runs from base 594 to 2312 and encodes 572 amino acids. Gene Ontology annotation, biological process: nucleoside diphosphate catabolic process. The record is from RefSeq and is a predicted model, not a curated record. Gene Ontology annotation, molecular function: ribonucleoside triphosphate phosphatase activity; GDP phosphatase activity; UDP phosphatase activity.